CUGGUUGUUCAUUUCUUUGACCUAAAUUUUGUGGGAGGAGUCAAAAAAAAGAAAGAAAAAAAAAAUUGCCCUAAAUUUUAUCCUUUUUAUCAAGAUUUUUUCUUGGGAAUACUGGAAGAUUCCGAGUUAGUUCUUCUGUUUCAUUUAAAAAGGUUGGAUUUUUUCAUGGCUAGAUUGAUUCCAUACUCAAGAUUUCAAAUUUCCAGGAAGAUUAAUUCUAGAAAAUUUCGCGAAAACAAAAACAGCAGCAGCAGCAGCAGCAAAAGUAGCAGUAAUUAUCAACUGCAGAUUCAUCAGUCUUAUUCCUUCUAAUAGUAAUUGUUAUCCAAUAAUAAAGUCAUGGGUAAACGUAGUAAAAAAAGUAAAACUGCAACUCUAUACGAUAGCGAUGAUGAUGAUAGUCAAAGCUCAUCGUCGACGGCCAUGUCCGAGCUGACAAUAGCGCAAGGCCCAUAUACUGAAGAAACCGAUGGUGCCAAUGACAAUCUUGAUGCUUGUCUUGUUGCUCUAUACGAAAAGAGGGGAACCACUAGAGAGAAUGCACUGUCUACAAUCGUCGACAGUUUUAGAAUAAAGUUGCAGCAUCAAUUUGUGGCAAACAAGUGUAUCACUUUGCUCCAUCAGUGUCUCAAUUCUUUCAAAAAAGGAUCUACAAAAGAGAUACAUUUAGCGUCUCUUGCCAUUGGAUUGCUAUCUGUAACUGCUGGUUGUGAGGAUGGAAAAGCACAGGAAAUACUCGAGGAAUCUUUUACUCCUCUUUCCUUAGCUCUUAAAUCUGGAUCAGAUUCGCUGAAAGUAUCAUCUAUUCUGGACUGUUUGGCUAUAUUAACUUUUAUAGGUGGGGUUAAUGAAGAGGAGACAGAGAGGUCAAUGCAAAUUAUGUGGCAAUUUAUUAAACCAAAAUUGGGACCAAAUAAUGUUGUUGCAAGUAAGCCUACACCAGCUACAUUGACAGCUGCUAUAUCUGCUUGGGCGUUUCUUCUCUCAACAAUGAACGAAUUCAAACUUAACUCUAAAGAUUGGCAAGAGUCAAUUUCUCACUUCUCAACUUUACUGGAAAAGGAUGAUAGAGCACUUCGCAUGGCAGCUGGAGAAGCAGUAGCCCUUAUCUUUGAGAUUGGACAGCUAGUGAAGUUUCGCAAUGAUGAGACUAACUCUGGUGAUGAGAUCAAUAAACCCACAGAAGGGUAUAUACAAAUUCAAGGACUGAGGGGGAAAAUAACCAAUCAAGUGAGGGAUCUUUCAACAGAAGCAGGUGGUAAAGGCUCAGCAAAGAAAGAUCUGAAUAGUCAAAGGAACUUGUUCCGUGAUGUGUUGGAGUUCCUUGAGGAUGGAUACCCUCCAGAAAUAUCGUUCAAAGUUGGUGGGGAUACACUAAGCGUUUCCUCAUGGUCGAAAGUGAUACAGUUAAACUUUUGUAGGCGGUUUCUGGCUGGUGGAUUUGCUAAGCAUAUGCAGGACAAUGAGGUGCUUCAUGCUGUGUUUGGAUUUACACCAAAGGGAAAAAAUCAAUCUGGAAGCAAUCAAGAGCAGCUGACAGAAGAUCAAAAGAAAUUGAUGAAAAUUCAGAACUCUGUCGUGAGUAAAGCAAGAACUCAGUUUCUGAACAAACAACGCGUUUUAUCUCAGGGGAAAAAAGGGGGACACUUCUCUGUUGGUCCCAUGGAUGAAGAAGCCUAGAAGCCAUUUUUGAAUUGAAGAUUAUAUACAUUGGGUUUGUGAGAAGGCUUUGGUGAUUACCAAUCCUGUUUGUGCAAAUACAGAUUUUAAUUUAGCGUAGUGAUGAUUUCCCCUACCUUUCUAUAGACGAGAGUUGUGAUCUCGAUCUGGAAUGGCAGGGCGUAGUGAUUUUGCCUAGUAUUUGUGAUCUCGAUCUGGAACGGCAUGGCAGGGCGUAGUGAUUUUGCCUAGUAUUUUAAUAUUUCAUGUAAGAUGUUGGAGUAUGGCAAAAAGAUGAAUUAGCAGUACAUUGUUAAGUUAUUUGUUGUGUGUGUGAUGUAUUUGGAGUUUGAGUAUUCCUUCUAAAUUGAUGAUGUAAUAAUUCCAUUUCAGGUCAAAAUUAUUUAUAACGUUGAUUGUUCUGUCA
Messenger RNA from Papaver somniferum (opium poppy), 2086 nucleotides. RefSeq names its product interferon-related developmental regulator 1-like. The coding region runs from base 340 to 1680 and encodes 446 amino acids. NCBI's taxonomy places the organism in Eukaryota, Viridiplantae, Streptophyta, Magnoliopsida, Ranunculales, Papaveraceae. The transcript is spliced from 13 exons. The record is from RefSeq and is a predicted model, not a curated record.